CGCUCCGUCACAGAUCACCCGAGCUCUUCGUAUCCGGAUAUGAGUCGGAGGCGAAGCGAAGGCCCGAACAAACGCCGAGAGCCGUCAUGUUGUGACAGGGAAGGAGCUGAGAAAGAGCAGACGAGGACGAGGACACCUGCCGCUGCUUAAACAACGCAUAAACACGUCGACGAGCGGCUCUGCAGGAGGGCACGUCAAGCCUGCCUUGGGACCAGACAGUUUAACCUGACCAGUCAUAACUCAGGAUCUCCAGUCUUUCGUCUCUUCUUUCUGGCCCUGUGGCCUGUGGCCCAGGUUUGAGCAUCUCGCCCCCGAGAGGAGAAUCUUUUUGGCAAUAUGGCAGGUCGACCCAACGGGCCGGCCGCAGGGAAUAAAAUCUGCCAGUUUAAACUAGUUCUUCUCGGCGAAUCGGCAGUGGGCAAGUCCAGCCUUGUGCUGCGAUUCGUCAAAGGACAGUUCCACGAGUUUCAGGAGAGCACUAUUGGAGCUGCGUUCCUCACACAGACAGUAUGCUUGGAUGAUACGACAGUAAAGUUUGAGAUUUGGGAUACUGCUGGGCAGGAGCGAUACCACAGUUUGGCCCCCAUGUACUACAGAGGAGCUCAGGCUGCCAUUAUAGUCUACGAUAUUACUAAUACAGACACAUUUACACGAGCUAAGAACUGGGUGAAGGAGCUGCAGCGGCAGGCCAGUCCAAACAUCGUCAUUGCUCUGUCUGGGAACAAAGCUGAUCUGGCCAACAAGAGAGCAGUCGACUUCCAGGAGGCUCAGGAAUAUGCUGAUGAAAACAGCCUGCUGUUCAUGGAAACCUCCGCCAAAACAGCAAUGAACGUCAAUGAGAUCUUCAUGGCCAUUGCAAAGAAGCUGCCGAAGAACGAGCCUCAGGGUGGUGGAGGGGCGAGUGGGCGGGGCCGGACCGGUGUGGAUCUGCAGGACUCCACCCCUCAGGCCUCCACUGGCAGGUGCUGCGGAAAUUAACUCAAAUCACCUCAAAGGGUCCAAAACAACAUAACCUUGGAAACAGACAGACCGUUUAUUAGAAGGAGAGCAAUCGCACUUAAGAGAGAUUAUUUCUGCAGAUUUUUGUUUGUGUUUUUAUUUUUUUGUUUUGUUUUGUGUGUGUGUGUGUGUGUGUGUGUGUCUGUGUUUUGUUUGUUUGUUUGUUUGUUUUUUCCUUCUUUUUUUAUCAAAUCAGUUUUGUAAGAAUCAUAAGCUAGAGGGAGUUCCACAGUGCCUCUCUCUCUCUUUUUUUCGCUCUCUCCCCAUGUCUCAUUCUUAUUCUUAUCAUUAUUUUAUGGAAAUACUAACAUGAUUCUGUGUUAAAAAUCAUUUUAAAGUUCGAGAGAUGAAUACCUGGUAUAAUGUAUGUUUUUUUGGUGAUGGGUGCAUGUAGCAUUUUUUUUUUCCUAUUUGUUUUUUUUUUUUGUUUUUUUGUUUUUUUUUUCCUCUUUCAUAUAUCUUCCUUGUCGGCACCAAACAGAGACUUGGGGAGGGCAAAAAUGAAUCUCACACUUCCAAAUUUGUCUUUUUUUGUAAAUGAACUAGUAUUGUUUUUAUUACAGCAGCUCCACCUUGGAUAUAUCAUGGCAUUACUAGGGUUAAAUAACACGCGUAUGGGUGUACAGCUGAUCAGUGUAAUUCGUUAACUCCAUUGAAGUGCAGUCAGCAUUACCACUUGCACCUGAAAACAUUUUUAGCGUCAUGUUUUUUUGUUUUUUUUUUCUUUUCAAUCUGUAAGAUAUUAUGGCUUCAAAAGAAGAAUAAAAAAGUUAAGGUGACAUUUA
Molecule: messenger RNA, 1784 nt
Organism: Pygocentrus nattereri (red-bellied piranha)
Lineage: Eukaryota; Metazoa; Chordata; Actinopteri; Characiformes; Serrasalmidae
Product: ras-related protein Rab-5C-like
Exons: 6
Coding region: 337-978 (213 amino acids)
Molecular function (GO): GTPase activity; GTP binding
Source: RefSeq, a predicted model, not a curated record